AUGAGGAGACUGUUUCAAAAUAAAAAAGAUGUCUUAAUUAAGACAAGGAAGAAAGAUCAACAGGCUCUCACUCUCAUCCACCUAUGUCUGGAUAAUGGUAUGUUUGAGAAGGUGACUGAUGCAACCACCUCGAAGGAAGCUUGGGAGAUUUUACAAAAUUCUCUCCAAGAAGUUGACAAGAGUGAUACUGUUAUGAAUCAACUAAGAAGGUACGGGGAGAAAGUAGAUAAUGUGCGUGUGGUAGAAAAGAUCCUUAGCUCUUUAACACCCAAAUUUGAUUAUGUGGUGUGCGCUAUUGAAGAGUCUAAAGAUUUAGACUCUAUGACAGUAGAGCAAUUGGAAAGUUCUUUACAAGUCCACGAAAAAAAGAUGAAAAGAAGAUUAGAGCAACUUCUUAAAACUCAAACAUCCUUCAAAGAUUUUGGAGGUGAAAAAAGUUGCAGAGAAAAUGUACAACGACGAAGCCGUGGCUGCCGUAGAGGUCGUGGAAGAGGAAGGAGUAAUACCAACAAAUUCAACAAUGAAGAUAAAAAUCACCAAACAUUCAGAGGCCGUGGUCGUAGACAACUAGGAGGAAGAAGGCAUGGAGCUUAUCAAGGUACCAAUGAAAUGAGGUAUGACAAAUUUAAAAUUGAAUGCUACAACUGUCAUAAAUUUGGACAUUACUCUUGGGAAUGUUGUAGUAAUUUUGAAGAAAAGGCUAACCUUGUUGACAAUAACAAAGAAGAAGAUGAGUCAACAUUGUUAAUGGUACUUACAAAAUAUGAUACAGAUGAUUACAGGUUAUGGUAUCUUGAUAAUGGAGCAAGUAAUCAUAUAUGUGGAUAUGAAGAUAAGUUUGUGGAGAUCAAGAAGACGAUGAAAGGUAAUGCUAAUGUGCAAGAUGAGUCGCGGUAUUGGCACAUGCGAUUUGAACAUUUAAACUUUGAAGCUCUCAAAUCAAUGGGAGACAAGAACUUAGUUGAUGGAAUUUCAUCAAUCAAUCAUCCCAAUCAGUUGUGUGAAGCUUGUCUUCUUGGAAAACAUGCAAGGAGGAUUUUUCCGAAGGAAACCACGUCAAGAGCAACUAAUCCACUUCAGCUUAUUCACAGUGAUAUGUGUGGUCCAAUCGAUCCACCUUCUUUUUGUAAAAGUAAAUACUUCUUACUCUUUAUUGAUGAUUUCAGUAGAAAGACUUAG
Molecule: messenger RNA, 1179 nt
Organism: Capsicum annuum
Lineage: Eukaryota; Viridiplantae; Streptophyta; Magnoliopsida; Solanales; Solanaceae
Exons: 3
Coding region: 1-1179 (392 amino acids)
Molecular function (GO): zinc ion binding; nucleic acid binding
Source: RefSeq, a predicted model, not a curated record